UCCAAUACCAUUAAAAGCAGUCAAAGUCGAAAUCAAUGGUGCCAGCUGUUGGUCAAAACCCCAUAUCAAUAUAAAAUUCUGGUACAUGUGAAUGAAAGAAGAUAUCUUCCUUCAAACUUCGAAGUGAUAAAGGUUAGCCAGUUACUUCCAUCUCCGAUCUGCCUCCAUUUCUCCAUGUUUCAGAUCAAGCUUCUCCUUCACCUACCCUUUCUUGCACUACUAUUCCAUACAUCCUUCAGCUCUGCUCCUCCUGGUAACAUAACAUACACCUGCACACACCACUCUUCUUGCGGCGAUAUUGCCAACAUUACCUACCCUUUCCGAUUAAAAAGCAGUCCCUCAAACUGCGGUGACCGCAACUAUGAAGUCUCUUGUGAGAACAAUCGAACAAUAGUUGAAUUGGGUUUCAGAAAAUAUGUUGUGAAGGCAAUCAACUACAAGAAACGUACAAUUCGGGUUGCUGAUAUUGGUGUCCAAGAAAACAACUGCUCUUCUUUUCCUCUUUAUUCUUUAAGCCCAAAUGGAAAUUUCUAUUCCAUAAAUGGACCCUAUUACAUUGCCGACUGGUCUAACAUAGAACAGAUAGCAUUUGUAAGCUGUGAAACACCAAUGAAGUCUCCUUCUUUUGUGGACACUGCUCCUUGUAUUGGUUCCAACUCUUCUUUGUCCUUCUAUAAGAGAAGAUAUCAUUAUGUAAUCGUCGACAGAAUUGAGGUUGUUGAGAUGGGGGAUUUUUGUGUGGUGGAUAUAGUAGCAAUGACAACAUUGCUGCGAGGAAAUAAGAGGAACUUCACUUAUAUGGACAUCCACAGAGAGCUUGCUUACGGUUUGGAGCUUUCAUGGGAUACCAUUGACUGUGAAGGUUGCAGAGGAAUAGGGUAUUGUGAAUUCUACAACAACACCAUUAUCCACAACUGCAUAUUCCCCAAAGGCCGUGACUUCCAAUGGUUUAUCAGCAAAAUUGGCUUCUUCUUCCGUGCACUUGUUUUUGUGCUCCAGUAUUUUGUGGCUCCAUUUGUGAUUGGACCAUGUAUUGGCCUGAGAACAAUAGUUGGUUUUCCAUGUCUCUUUGGGUUUUUGAUUUAUAAAUGGCGAAGGAGGCAUCUAUCGAUGGAUGAUUCGCUUGAAGAAUUUCUGCGAAACCAGCACAAUCUCAUGCCAAUAAGGUACUCUUACACGGAAAUAAAGAAGAUGAGCAAAAGAUUUGAGAAAAAAUUGGGAGAAGGUGGUUAUGGAACUGUAUAUUUAGGAAAGCUUAGAAGUGGCCGUUUUGUAGCUAUUAAGAUGUUAGGCAAAUCGAAAGCGAAUGGACAAGAUUUUAUCAAUGAAGUUGCAACAAUAGGGAGGAUUCACCAUGUCAACGUGGUGAGACUCAUUGGCUUCUGUGCCGAAGGAUCAAACCGCGCUCUAGUAUACGAUUUCAUGCCUAAAGGGUCUCUUGACAAAUACAUUUUUUCUAAAGAAGGAUAUAACUCCUUGAGUUGGAAGAAAAUGUACGAGAUCUCUCUUGGAGUGGCACGAGGAAUCGAAUAUUUACAUAGAGGUUGUGAAAUGCAGAUCCUACACUUUGACAUCAAGCCUCACAACAUUCUUCUCGACGAGAAUUUUGUUCCAAAGAUUUCUGAUUUCGGACUCGCAAAACUGUACCCGACAGACAAUAGCAUUGUCACUCUUACUGCUGCAAGAGGAACUAUAGGAUACAUUGCACCAGAAUUGAUUUACAAAAAAAUUGGAGGCGUUUCUUACAAAGCCGAUGUGUAUAGUUUUGGAAUGUUGUUAAUGGAGAUGGCAGGGAAAAGGAAGAAGCUGGUAUCAACAACAGAGAACUCAAGCCAGAUUAGUUACUUUCCUAAUUUGGUUUAUGAUGAAAUCAUCAAUGGAAAAGUUGCAGAAAUCGAGGAUACGUCGGAGGAGGAGGAGAGCAUCGUCAAGAAGAUGAUGAUAGUGGCAUUGUGGUGCAUACAGAUAAGUCCCAGUGAUCGUCCUUCGAUGAGAAAGGCAAUCCAAAUGCUCGAAGCAGACACUCAACACUUGAGACUACCUCCUAAGCCAUCUCUGAGUUUAGAAGGAAUGCUACCAGCAGCAGAGGAUGCUGAAGAAAGUACAGACCCAACAUGGUCUUCAUUUGCAUCAAAUGCAACUGCAGAGUCCGUCAGAUUGAUUGUAAACACAGAAUGAAUGACCGAUAUACGCUACAUGAUUCAGCUGUCUUUUUAUCAGUGUAUAUUAUUACAACAAAUGUCCUAUUUUGUCCUUUU
Molecule: messenger RNA, 2258 nt
Organism: Tripterygium wilfordii
Lineage: Eukaryota; Viridiplantae; Streptophyta; Magnoliopsida; Celastrales; Celastraceae
Product: rust resistance kinase Lr10-like
Exons: 4
Coding region: 175-2178 (667 amino acids)
Biological process (GO): protein phosphorylation
Molecular function (GO): ATP binding; protein kinase activity; polysaccharide binding
Source: RefSeq, a predicted model, not a curated record